Molecule: messenger RNA, 2190 nt
Organism: Fulvia fulva
Lineage: Eukaryota; Fungi; Ascomycota; Dothideomycetes; Mycosphaerellales; Mycosphaerellaceae
Product: putative mitochondrial chaperone bcs1
Exons: 1
Coding region: 1-2190 (729 amino acids)
Molecular function (GO): ATP binding; ATP hydrolysis activity
Source: RefSeq, a predicted model, not a curated record
AUGCCAGGAAACUCUCGCCUUUCCGCCACACGGCUGCAAACGCUGCUCCGUACCCUGACCAGUAUCGCGACUGAAAUGCGAGGAGGCAGUAAUCGACCGACAGAAUUCCUCGCUCUCCCUGCCAGCACAGUUCUAGACAAUACGAAAGAGCUCAUCUACCAGAGCUCUCCAAGGCUUGUCAAAGUACUUGGCGUGGUAAUUCCGUUCGUAUACCUUGCGUACGCUCUUCAUGACAUUGACUGGCACCUGCUCAAGGUCGUCGUCCUCGUGCAGAGAAUGAAGGCCUACUUCGAACGCUCGAUCUCCAUUUCCUCUUCGGAGCCCAUGCACCAUAUGGUCAACUCCUGGCUGGCCGAGCACACGAAAACCGACACGCGAUCAAUGUCGCUGCAGACCGGUGGUCCAAGCUACGGCUCCUCCGCCGAUGCUUCGCUGAAGUUUGUGCCGAACGCAGAGUCUACUUCGUUCCGCUUCAAUGGACGCACUUUCCAUGUAAGCAACGGAGCUCAGACCAUCAACCGAUCCUACAACCAAUCCGUCGACCGAUCCGACUAUCAAGGCAUUAUCGGCUGGAGAAACGAGCCAAAGACGGAUCAUGGCGUGACUCAAAGUGCUAGCAUGAAGAUUUCUUACGUCUCUUUCGGCAGCAAGGGCAUUGCUCCGAUAAAGGAGUUCCUCGAUCACGUGAGAGCAAAAGCAGCAAAAAGCAUAGGCGAUUCUCAGACUAUGUUUUACCGCAUGGAGACCAGUGGCGCCCGUUGGGCUCAAGCGACGGCGAAGCCCUCACGGAGCAUGGAUUCGGUCGCCAUGCCCCGCGACAAGAAGGAACUCCUCAUCAAGGACAUCGCCGCGUACGUUGCAGAAGGCAGUAAGAAGUGGUAUGCUUCAAUGGGGAUUCCGCAUCGACGUGGAUACCUGUUCUAUGGGCCGCCUGGUUGUGGCAAGACCAGUGCGAUCAAUGCUAUUGCAGGCGACUUUAAUCUCGACGUCUUCAGCAUCACCCUGUCAAAUCCUGCACUUACGGACGACUUGCUGGAAGAGCUGUUCCGAACCCUGCCAGAACGGGCGCUCGUAUUGCUUGAGGAUGUCGACGUCUCCGGCAUCGAGUCAAGAGGCAGCAAUAACGGGCACAGCAAGAGACCUAGCAAGAACAAAAAGAAGACAGGCGUCACGCUCUCUGGGCUUUUGAAUUGCAUCGACGGGGCCUGCUCGGCCGAGCAUCGAGUGCUGAUCAUGACGGCCAACACACCUGACUCUCUGGAUCCAGCCUUAAUACGGCCUGGACGCAUAGAUGGGAAGCACCUCUUUGCGAAUGCGACCCGCGACGUUAUGCAGCAACAGUUUGCGCACAUCUUCUCGGACAUUCCCGGUGUCACUGAAUUCAGCUCAGAGUACAACAUUCCAGAGGAUAGGAUAACACCUGCGGAAAUCCAGGCUUUUCUACUCUGCCAUCGCAGCUGUCCUGCCAAUGCUGUGAAGAAUGCCAAGGCUUGGGCGGAUGUGAUUGUCGAGGAGAAGGCUACCGGGCGUAACGUGUCUUCCUUCACGGGUCGAAUUGGUGAAGUCAGUCAGAUUGAGACAGGAAUGGACCCUGGGGCCACAUCACCGAGCGUCUUCACACAAAGUCCGUCAGACCACCAGCAAUUGGUGGAAUUCGACAAUGAGAUGACUGACCCAUCCUCUGACAACAGAUUCGCGGCAGUGAACACUACUGACACGAUGAGCGAGAACGCCGCUCCAGCAGGUCAUGUAAUCGAGCAAGAGGAGGAUGGAUUUGAUCAAUACGACGAGUACGCCGCCUCAGAAUAUGCCGAUGCAAUGGAAACACAGGAGGAAGGAGAUGAUGGAGCCGACGAGUACGCAAGUUCAGAAGAUGCCGAGGCAAGCGAGAAAAAGGAGAAACGAGAUGAUGGGAUAGACGACUACGCCGCUUCAGAAGACGCCGAUGACCACCUCGCUUCAGAACAUGUCAAGGCAACCGAGCCGAAGGAGGAAGGAGAUAAAGGAAGACCCAAAUCCGCCGCUCCAGGAAACGCCAAUGUCAUCGAACAAAGGCAAGAAGGAGAUGACAAAAUCGACGAUGAUACUGACGACACUGAGCCCUCCGAUGCGGAUGUCGAAGAGGACCAUGAGGAUAAGUGGCUCGAAGAACUGGCGAUCAUCUUAUGGAGCGGGUGGUACAGUUUUUGA